This is a messenger RNA of Siniperca chuatsi (mandarin fish), 1525 nucleotides long. RefSeq names its product RNA polymerase III subunit GL b (gene polr3glb). Gene Ontology annotation, cellular component: RNA polymerase III complex. The record is from RefSeq and is a predicted model, not a curated record. Gene Ontology annotation, biological process: transcription by RNA polymerase III. The transcript is spliced from 8 exons. Lineage: Eukaryota; Metazoa; Chordata; Actinopteri; Centrarchiformes; Sinipercidae. Bases 481 to 1164 code for a protein of 227 amino acids.
GUCCUGGACAGAAGAGCUACCUGCUGCCGCUUCAGUACCUCAGCAGCACAAACCUGCCGGACAGGAGACUCAGGUGUGUUUCUCUUUCCUCUAAUGAGUGAACGUGCAGAGUCCCGGUCCACACUCCGGGCCAGGUGGCGGCGGUCACGCACCAUGACGGUGACACCGACCGCCGUAAAACUUCACGAAGAAGAAGAAGAAGAAGAAGAAGAAGAAGAAGAAGAAGGCGGCGGCGGCGCGCUGGUUGAUGUAAACAAAGAUGUUUAAUUGCCCGCGGAUGAUCUGCUGAGAACAGAAAACUGUGUCUGUUUAACGGCCUGAUGUGAAGAUGACCCGCUGCGGAGGAAAAGAACCGGAGGAACGUUUAACGGCAGGAACAUAGAGACAGAAACGGAAGAACACGUCCAACCAGCUGCAGCUCCACCCUGAUCCACUCAGACCGGACCUGGUCCAGCCCGGUCCAGUCUGGUCCAGGUGGUGAUGGCGGGUCGAGGUCGUGGGCGGGGCCGGAGGAUGAUGACUUUCAGUGCUGAGGCGGUCGGCAUCAACAGGGGAGACAGUUUACCUCCGUCCAUCCAACAACCUACACCUCUGUUUCCUGUGAUGGAGCAGAAGCCCCUCCCCCUGGCAGGUGGGGAGGAGGCGGAGUAUCUGUUGGCGCUCAAACAGGAGUUCAGAGGAGCCAUGAAGACUCUGCCCUGCUUCAUCCAACCAGCUGCUGCACACAGAGAUGUGGAGCGAUACUCUGAUAAAUAUCACAGCAGCGAGCAGACAGACGGACUGAUGGACUGGACUCCAGACUGGAAGAGAUUCCCUAAAGAGCUCAGAGUCCACGUGAAGAAACCUGCCAGAGACGGUGUUUCGGCAGCAGGCGGCCGCUCUGACAGGCUUCAGCCUGGGCAGAAGAAGAAAAGAGUGAAAGAGAAAGAGGAAGUGCUGCUCAAACUGGAGACUCUGGAGAAGAAGGAGGAGAGGGGGAGCUCGGGGGAGGAGGAGGAGGGAGAGGAGAAGAAGAAGAAACAGGAGGAAGAGGAGGCCGAAGGAGAGGAGGAGUACGACGAGGAAGAGUUUGAGGAGGAGACGGACUACGUCAUGUCCUACUUUGAUAACGGAGAGGAGUUCGGCGGAGACAGUGACGACAACAUGGACGAGGCUAUUUACUGAAACACCAGCACUCAGCGUACACUCGUCCGCUUCUAUCACUUUUUACAGCGGGUUUUAUCGGCUUCGUGUUUGUUCGUCUCCGCAGAGAAAAACCGUCCAGCAGCCGUUUGACGUUUUAAACCAUUUUAUAACCGAUGGAACUGAAGACUGAACGAACGUCCAAAUGUCCGGACGAGUGAAGACGAUUCACUGGAGAGAAAUCGUCAGAAGACUUCUGAGUUCACGCUGCGUCUUUCAGAUGUUUUUUAACCUUUUGUAUCGAUGUUUGAUCUGUUUUAUCGUCGUUCUGGAAACAAGUGAAUUAUAUCUGUAAGUGUUUGUUUUGGCUGUUGGAUAAUAAACGGCAGCUGCGUGAGUUAAA